Oncorhynchus masou masou (cherry salmon) is the source of this 6379-nucleotide messenger RNA. RefSeq lists its product as uncharacterized. Gene Ontology annotation, molecular function: guanyl-nucleotide exchange factor activity; protein binding. NCBI's taxonomy places the organism in Eukaryota, Metazoa, Chordata, Actinopteri, Salmoniformes, Salmonidae. The record is from RefSeq and is a predicted model, not a curated record. Gene Ontology annotation, biological process: regulation of ARF protein signal transduction; actin cytoskeleton organization.
GAUAGCGAUAGAAAAUGCCGCGUUAGAGAUUCAAAGAAAUUAGAGGGAGGAAGAGAGGACGAUGGGGAAUUAGAGGUUUGAGGAGAUUGAGCCGAGGACUGUCGAUGUUUCUCUUCUUCUCUCUUCUGAGUUAACGACGUUCUCUACCUGAAAUAACAGAAGUAUGCUAUCAGAGGCGAAUCAUUGGCGUGCGUCUCUCUACGAGCGGCUGUCCGUGUUCGAGCCAAAUUAACUACAAAACGGAAUAACGGUUUUUAUGCACCCGCACGAGACGUGAGUUAGUUACCAACAAUGUGGUGCAUCAAUUGCGCCUCGGACAAGACCCCUGCCAUUCUUCAUAACAACAAGCUGAUAUACUGUGUGGAAGAGACUCCACGUGGCGACACAGGCAGUUUCUCUGACAGCACCUGUAGCCGGGGGCCCUACCUGAGCAGCUCUGAUCACCGCUACAGCAGUGGCCCCGGCCCACCGGACCCCCGAUCCCAACACCACACCCAGGGCCCCCCGGUGGCCCCCCCCAGUCCUGCCUCCCUGGCCUGGGUCCAGAGGACCCGGUAUCAGCCUGCCAGCCUGGCGCUCCGGAAGCAGGAGGAGGAGGACAACAAGCGCUGCAAAGCCCUGUCCGACAGCUAUGAGCUCUCCACAGACCUACAGGACAAGAAGGUGGAGAUGCUGGAGAGGAAGUAUGGCGGUUACUUCCUGAGUCGGCGGGCGGCGCGCACCAUCCAGACGGCGUUCCGUCAGUACCGCAUGAACAAGAACUUUGAGCGGCUGAGAAGCUCUGCCUCCGAGAGCCGGAUGACUCGGCGCAUCAUCCUGUCCAACAUGAGACUGCAGUACUCGUUUGACGAGCCAGCCCCAGGGACAGGGCCAGCCCCAGGGACAGGGCCAGACCCAGCCACAGGGACAGGGCCAGACCCAGGGACAGGGCCAGCCCCAGGGGCAGGGGGGACAGAGGUACCCCCACCCUGGAAGGGGGCAGCCUGGGGAUGGAGAGAUGGAGGCUGGGUCUCCUCCACUGUGCCAGGGGACAUAGAGUACACACACCUGGAUGAGACCUUCUCCAAGCAGGUGAAGUCCCUGGCUGACUCCAUCGAUGAUGUCUUGACCUGUCAGUCUGGCGUGGAAGACUUUCAGGAGGAGGAGGAAGAGGAGGAGGAAGGUGACGGAGGCGAGACAGGGGUGGUGGCGGACGACUUUGGAGAGUGUGUUUGGAGACCGAGGGAGGGAGACAGACAGAGGGGCGGAGGAAGAGGAAGAGGAGGAGAGAGACAGAGCAUGCACGAGGACAGCAUAGCCACCUCCUACAGCGACGUGACCCUCUACAUUGAUGACCCCUCCUCGCCCCUGUCCCUGGACCGCGGCCCCAGCAGCACCGACACAGAAUACUGGAGCCCUGGAGUGGGUGGCGUUGGGGUGGGGGGGCGUGAAGACAGCCGGGACACAGAGGGAGGGGGCAGCAGUAACAGCCGACGAAGCACCCCCUGUACAGAGUGUAGAGACUACAGCCUGAGAGGAGCUCACCUGCCCCUGCUGACCAUCGAUCCCCCUAGCGACAGCUCUGUUGAUAUGAGUGACCGCUCGGAUAGAGGUUCGAUAGGUAGACUGGUCUACGAGACAGAGCCAGGGGGAGGUGGGGGAGGAGGGGGGGAAGGGAGGUCGCCUCACGGCACCAUUAAACACAACCCCCACCCAAACCCCCACCCCAACCCCAACGGGCGCUCUGCCCCCACACACCCCCAGGCCCAAGGCCAGACUCGUACUGUGCUCCCUCACCGCCCCCACCCCUCGGCCAUUCCCUCCCACCUGCCCUACCACACCAUCCUACACCAUCACCAUCAGAUCCCGCACCACACCCAGCACCCCCACCACCCGUACCCCGACACUCCCUCUUCGUCCUCCCAGUCCCCGCAGGGACAACCCCUCACCCCUCUGUCUUCCUCCUCCUCCACCACACUGCCCCCUGGUGGCCUGGAGCAGGUAUGCUGUUCGGAUGGAGACAACGACUCUCUCAACUCCACCACCAACUCCAACGAUACCAUCAACUGCUCCUCCGGGUCCUCAUCACGCGACAGCCUCCGGGAGCCCCUCCCACCGCUCGGGAAACAGACCUAUCAGAGAGAGAGCAGACAAAGCUGGGAUAGUCCCGCCUUUAACAAUGACGUGGUGCAGAGACGACAGUACCGCAUCGGACUCAAUCUGUUCAACAAGAAGCCAGAGAAGGGUAUACAGUACCUGAUAGAGAGAGGCUUCGUAUCGGACACACCGGUAGGCAUCGCCCGCUUCAUCCUGGAGAGGAAAGGACUGAGUAGACAGAUGAUAGGAGAGUUCCUGGGCUGCAGACAGAAACAGUUCAACAAGGACGUACUGGAUUGUGUGGUAGAUGAGUUGGACUUCUCAGGGAUGGAUCUCGACGCCCUCCCAUUUAGCCCUCAGGAACGGUAUUCAAUAGAAAACCCAAUAUUCAUCCGAAAACAGUUCCAGAACCCUGAAAACACCAUCUUCAUCCUGGCCUUCAAUAUCAUCCUCCUCAACACAGACAUGUAUUCUCCCAACGCCAAUUCAAAGAAAAAGCUGGAGGAUUUCAUCAAAAAGCCUCAGAGAGCACAGUGUUUCCACGGUCACGCCCUCUGGCCUAUAUCAAAGCACAGUGUUUCUACGGUCACGCCCUCUGGCCUAUAUCAAAGCACAGUGUUUCUACGGUCACUCCCUCUGGCCUAUAUCAAGCGCAGUGUUUCCACGGUCACGCCCUCUGGCCUAUAUCAAAGCACAGUGUUUCCACGGUCAUGCCCUCUGGCCUAUAUCAAGCACAGUGUUUCCACGGUCAUGCCCUCUGGCCUAUAUCAAGCACAGUGUUUCUACGGUCACGCCCUCUGGUCUGCAGAGCACAGUGUUUCCACGGUCACUCCCUCUGGCCUAUAUCAAAGCACAGUGUUUCCACGGUCACGCCCUCUGGCCUAUAUCAAAGCACAGUGUUUCUACGGUCAAGCCCUCUGGCCUAUAUCAAAGCACAGUGUUUCUACGGUCAAGCCCUCUGGCCUAUAUCAAAGCACAGUGUUUCUACGUUCACGCCCUCUGGCCUAUAUCAAAGCACAGUGUUUCUACGGUCAAGCCCUCUGGCCUAUAUCAAAGCACAGUGUUUCUACGGUCAAGCCCUCUGGCCUAUAUCAAAGCACAGUGUUUCUACGGUCAAGCCCUCUGGCCUAUAUCAAAGCACAGUGUUUCUACGGUCAAGCCCUCUGGCCUAUAUCAGGGCACAGUUUUUCCACGGUAACGCCCUCUGGUCUGCAGAGCACAGUGUUUCCACGGUCACGCCCUCUGGCCUAUAUCAAGCACAGUGUUUCUACGGUCACGCCCUCUGGUCUGCAGAGCACAGUGUUUCCACGGUCACUCCCUCUGGCCUAUAUCAAAGCACAGUGUUUCUACGGUCACGCCCUCUGGCCUAUAUCAAAGCACAGUGUUUCUACGGUCACGCCCUCUGGCCUAUAUCAAGCACAGUGUUUCCACGGUCACGCCCUCUGGUCUGCAGAGCACAGUGUUUCCACGGUCACGCCCUCUGGCCUAUAUCAAAGCACAGUGUUUCUACGGUCACUCCCUCUGGCCUAUAUCAAGCGCAGUGUUUCCACGGUCACGCCCUCUGGCCUAUAUCAAAGCACAGUGUUUCCACGGUCACGCCCUCUGGCCUAUAUCAAGCACAGUGUUUCCACGGUCACGCCCUCUGGCCUAUAUCAAGCACAGUGUUUCUACGGUCACGCCCUCUGGGCACAGUGUUUCCACGGUAACGCCCUCUGGUCUGCAGAGCACAGUGUUUCCACGGUCACGCCCUCUGGCCUAUAUCAAGCACAGUGUUUCCACGGUCAAGCCUUCUGGCCUAUAUCAAAGCACAGUGUUUCCACGGUCACGCCCUCUGGCCUAUAUCAAAGCACAGUGUUUCCACGGUCACGCCCUCUGGCCUAUAUCAAGCACAGUGUUUCCACGGUCACGCCCUCUGGUCUGCAGAGUACAGUGUUUCUACGGUCACGCCCUCUGGCCUAUAUCAAGCACAGUGUUUUUACGGUCACGCCCUCUGGCCUAUAUCAAAGCACAGUGUUUCCACGGUCACGCCCUCUGGCCUAUAUCAAAGCACAGUGUUUCUACGGUCACGCCCUCUGGCAUAUAUCAAAGCACAGUGUUUCUACGGUCACGCCCUCUGGCAUAUAUCAAAGCACAGUGUUUCCACGGUCACGCCCUCUGGCCUAUAUGAAAGCACAGUGUUUCUACGGUCACGCCCUCUGGCCUAUAUCAAAGCACAGUGUUUCCACGGUCACGCCCUCUGGCAUAUAUCAAAGCACAGUGUUUCUACGGUCACUCCCUCUGGUCUAUAUCAAGCACAGUGUUUCCACGGUCACACCCGCUGGCCUAUAUCAAAGCACAGUGUUUCUACGGUCAAGCCCUCUGGCCUAUAUCAACGCACAGUGUUUCUACGGUCAAGCCCUCUGGCCUAUAUCAAGCACAGUGUUUCCACGGUCACGCCCUCUGGUCUAUAUCAAAGCACAGUGUUUCUACGGUCACGCCCUCUGGCCUAUAUCAAGCACAGUGUUUCCACGGUCACGCCCUCUGGCCUAUAUCAAAGCACAGUGUUUCUAUGGUCACGCCCUCUGGCCUAUAUCAAAGCACAGUGUUUCUACGGUCAAGCCCUCUGGCCUAUAUCAUGCACAGUGUUUCCACGGUCACGCCCUCUGGCCUAUAUCAAGCACAGUGUUUCCACGGUCACGCCCUCUGGUCUGCAGAGUACAGUGUUUCCACGGUCACGCCCUCUGGCCUAUAUCAAAGCACAGUGUUUCCACGGUCACGCCCUCUGGCCUAUAUCAAAGCACAGUGUUUCCACGGUCACGCCCUCUGGCCUAUAUCAAAGCACAGUGUUUCCACGGUCACACCCUCGGGCCUAUAUCAAGCACAGUGUUUCCACGUUCACGCCCUCUGGCCUAUAUCAAGCGCAGUGUUUCUACGGUCACGCCCUCUGGUCUAUAUCAAGCACAGUGUUUCCACGGUCACGCCCUCUGGCCUAUAUCAAAGCACAGUGUUUCCACGGUCACGCCCUCUGGUCUGCAGAGCACAGUGUUUCCACGGUCACGCUCUCUGGUCUGCAGAGUACAGUGUUUCUACGGUCACGCCCUCUGGCCUAUAUCAAGCAUAGUGUUUUUACGGUCACGCCCUCUGGCCUAUAUCAAAGCACAGUGUUUCCACGGUCACGCCCUCUGGCCUAUAUCAAAGCACAAUUUUUCCACGGUCACGCCCUCUGGCCUAUAUCAAAGCACAGUGUUUCCACGGUCACGACCUCUGGCCUAUAUCAAGCACAGUGUUUCUAUGGUCACGCCCUCUGGCCUAUAUCAAGCACAGUGUUUCCACGGUCACGCCCUCUGGUCUGCAGAGCACAUCAGAAUGGACGAGCAGGUAACCAAGAUCUUCCAGAAGAAGAAGACCUCUGUGACAUACAGCUUCAGACAGUCUUUUCCCCUGGUCGAGAUGCAGGUCCACAUGUUCCAGAACCAGCACUAUCCCCACGGUAUCCGUCUGACGUCAGCCAAUCCUGGCGGGGAGAGGAAGGUUCUGAUUGUAUUAAAUGCUCCAAGUCAGCAGGACAGAACACGCUUCACCUCCGACCUGAGAGAGAGCAUCACUGAGGUGACAGAGAUGGAGAAAUACAGGGUGGAGUCGGAGUUGGAGAAGCAGAAAGGGGUUGUGAGACCUGUUGUGGGCGGGGCUGGCGGUGGUGGUCUGGGCAGUGGCUUGAAGGGCGAGGUGGUGAAUGGCACUCUGGGUAGACCCAGUCUGGAUGACAGCUAUGCUUCCGCAGACGGACUCAAACGUACCGCGCUCAGCUCAUCACUGAGAGACCUAUCAGACACAGGGAAGCGGGGCCGCCGAAACAGUGUUGGCUCCUUGGACAGCACAAUGGAAGGUUCCAUCAUUAGCAGUCCCAGGCCUCAUCAGCGCCCCCACAUGGCUGGAGGUGUAAUGCCACCCGGCAGCUAUGACAUCCAAGACUACCGGCCUCACCGCCCCAUCCUGAGCCCCGGAAUGGGGGUGGGGGGUGGGCCGGGGCUAAAUCACAAUACCGCUACUGGGACGACGGCACUGGGUCCCAGCAGCGGAGACCGAGGGGGGACGGGAGCCCUGGUGAGCGGGUCUGGAGGGGGAGGGGGCAGUGGAGGCUCCUUCCUGGGUUCCCUGUUCGGGAGCAAGCGCGCCAGCACCAAGCCCCCUGGUCCACUCCCCCCUCUCCUCCCACCUGGGCUGCCACACUACCCUGCACCUGUCCCCCGCCCACCACUGGCGGCCCGCCCCCACACUCCCCCUCCUCCCUCACCCACUCCGACAUAGGAGGACCCUCCAAAAU